GACAACAACAAUAGAGGAAGAGGAAGUCUUUUACAUAUUCGGUAAAAUCGGUUGAAAAUUGUUCGAAAAAUUAAAGUAGAAGCGAAAUAAACAAGCGGCGGGAAAGUUUACAGAGCAUAAAUAAUUUAAUAAUGGCUAUUAUAAUAAUUGUAUCAUAAUCGUUCACAUAUCUAAGUUCAAAACUAUUUCAUCGAAACUCCUAUCGGAGUCAAACGGAAAGAUGUCGAAUAGAUCACCGUCAAAUCAUGUGGGGGAUACGAUGCGAGAAAUUAAAGUGUGUCUUUUAGGGGAUACUGGUGUGGGAAAGUCGUGUCUAGUGCUUCGUUUUGUUUCGGAUCGCUUUGACGAUCGAUCCAAGCCGACUAUAGGAGCAUCAUUCAUGUCAAAAAUGUUUGUUGUUGACGAGCAAGCAUACAAGUUUCAAAUAUGGGACACUGCAGGCCAGGAACGGUACCGCAGUCUUGCCCCUCUUUAUUAUCGUGAUGCAAGUGCAGCCAUUGUGGUCUAUGAUAUUACUAAUCAGAGUAGUUUCUAUGCGCUUAAAGAUUGGAUCAAAGAAAUUAGACGCUAUGGACCAAAUGAAUGUGUUAUAGCAAUCGCUGGAAAUAAAUGUGAUUUGGAUGAUCAACGAGAGAUUUCGAUGCAAAGUGCUAGAGAGUAUGCAGAAAGUGUCGAGGCAAUUUUUACAGAAACUAGUGCUUUGUCUUCGAGAAAUGUCCAGGAACUUUUUAUUGAAAUAAGUAGGCGAUUACCACAGCCUAUAUAUGAACGGCAUGGCUCUACAAUUCCAAAAAUAACACCAGAAAACCACGAUACACCAAAGCGGUGUUGUUGACAGACAUCUUGACUUGCCAGCAAAUCAUAUCCAAUUAUCUUUUUCAAGAUGAAUUGCACUGUGUAGUGUGCUAGAAUAUCUGAGGAGAAAUAAUAUUACUUUUCUACACCCAUUCAGACAUUUUAUAUUCUUAUUGUAAUAAUUAUAUUAACUGAAGUGCAUUCAAGUAUAAUUUUGUACUAAUUUAAUAAUUAAAAUUUGUUGCACGAUAUGAAAUUUUCAGCUCAUUAGCAUGAUCAAACAAUUAAACAGGGAAGUAAAUGUUUUUUAGAAGUGGUUAAUAAUUUCAAUUUCUCCAUUGAAACAAAGAACUUCUUGUUGUAUGUAUAUUAUUCCAGCUGAAUUGCUUUAAGAUGUAUGUCAAUACCAAUUGUAAUAAAAAUGUGUUUUAGUGCUUAA
Messenger RNA from Xenia sp. Carnegie-2017, 1234 nucleotides. RefSeq names its product ras-related protein Rab-22A-like. The record is from RefSeq and is a predicted model, not a curated record. The coding region runs from base 221 to 835 and encodes 204 amino acids. The transcript is spliced from 7 exons. Lineage: Eukaryota; Metazoa; Cnidaria; Anthozoa; Malacalcyonacea; Xeniidae. Gene Ontology annotation, molecular function: GTP binding; GTPase activity.